Molecule: messenger RNA, 381 nt
Organism: Closterium sp. Naga37s-1
Lineage: Eukaryota; Viridiplantae; Streptophyta; Zygnematophyceae; Desmidiales; Closteriaceae
Source: the annotation of a GenBank genome assembly
GUGGAAGGCGUGGGCGCGAGGCGGUGCAGAGCGGUGCAGGAGGGUGCCGCCGGGAAUGCACGGAGCGGAAUGGUCACCGCUGAUCGGUAUGGCACGGGCACCACGUUAUUUCCAGGAAGCAGCCUUCACAAUUGCCAACGAGCCGCUGCUCGACCUGACCCCAGACCAAGUGAACCUGCACGGGGGAGCAGUGACCCUAAGCCACACCAUAGGCGCAUCAGGGGCGCGCUUGUGCUCAUGUCGCUGCUCUCCUGCCUCGCUGCCAUGGGUUUGAAGCGCGGCGUCACAGCGAUGUGCAUCGGUGGCGGCAGUGCCACGGCAGUGGUGGUGGGGCGAGAGGAGGGGUUCCAGCUGGAGGGACACAGGCCGGGGCACUGGUAG